Molecule: messenger RNA, 1971 nt
Organism: Vigna umbellata (rice bean)
Lineage: Eukaryota; Viridiplantae; Streptophyta; Magnoliopsida; Fabales; Fabaceae
Product: serine/threonine-protein kinase CTR1-like
Biological process (GO): protein phosphorylation
Molecular function (GO): protein serine/threonine kinase activity; ATP binding
Source: RefSeq, a predicted model, not a curated record
UAAAAAAAGGGGAGAAUGAAUAAGAAGGAAAACAGUUUGUUCAGGAAAGAGGAAUCACCUUUCUGAGUUCGGUCUGAAAGUUUAUUCCAUGUUUGGACAUUAGAAUAGAGAAUUCCAGUUCUGAUAAAAGGAGGAAUGUAUAGUGAUGCUGAGUCCGAAUCUGAAUCUGAACGCAACAGAAUGAGUUCUGGCGCCGAUGAAGAAGAACAAGGUUCCUUCAAGAGCUUGGCCAAGCAAACGGAGCAGAGUUACCAGUUGCAGCUCGCACUCGCGCUUCGUCUCUCUUCUCAUGCUUCUUCUUCGUCCGAUCACUCUUCCUCUCCGACUCAGACGUUAUCACACCGUUUCUGGGUGGAUGGUUGUUUGCAAUACUCUGACAAAAUUUUAGAUGGCUUUUACUUAAUCCAUGGGAUGGAUGCAUAUACAUGGACUCUAAGUACUGAUUUGCAGAAUGUUGGUAUUAUUCCAUCAUUUGAAUCACUCAUGUCAGUUGAACCCAGUGACGACUCAUCAAUUGUUGUGGUUGCUGUUGAUAAAUCUAGAGAUCCUGGUUUGAGAGAACUGCAAAACAGGGUUGCAAGUCUUUCAAAUAACUGGAUUACCACUAAAGAUGCAACUGAUCAGCUUGCAAGUCUUAUUUGCAAUAGGAUGGGGGGAGGGUCUUUAACUGAGGAAAAUUUAGUUAUACGCUGGAAGGAAUGCACCCAACUUCUUAAAAGCUGCAUGCACUCUGUCAUUCUUCCAAUUGGAAGCUUACCCAUUGGCCUUUGUGUCCAUCGAGCGUUGCUGUUUAAAGUGUUGGCUGACUUAAUCAAUCUACCAUGCCGUAUUGCAAAGGGCUGCAAGUAUUGCAGAAAUGAUGUGGGAGCGUCAUGCAUAGUUCAAUUUGGUUCUGACAGGGAGUAUAUGAUUGAUUUAAUUGGAAGGCCUGGGGCAACAUGUCAACCUGAUUCUUUUCUGAAUUCUGCUUCUUCAAUGUUGGUUGCUUCACCAUUAUGUCAUCCAAAGUUCAAGCCAGUUGAAACAGCUGAAUAUACAAAGACACUUGCUCAAUUGUAUUUCUUGGACAGUCAAGCACUGCAUCUUGUAUUUGAUACUACAUCAGGACCUGCUGUUAAUCACAGUGACACAAUGGAUCUGCAGCGAACCGAAGCUUUGGGUGCAAAUUAUGCCGGUGGAAACAGCCAUCUGAUUGCUUUGAUUCCUGGUGCAGAGGAGUAUGCGUAUUUCAAUGAAGUAGACCAGACAGUCUUGGAUUAUCCAAGUCAUGAAGUUGAUCUUGACGAGGAGGAUCUGGAUAUUCCUUGGAGUGAACUUAUUUUGAAGGAGAACAUUGGGACAGGGUCAUUUGGAACUGUCCUUCGUGCAGACUGGCGUGGUUCCGAUGUUGCAGUGAAAAUUCUUAAAGUGCAAGGUUUUGAUCCUGGGCGAUUUGAAGAAUUUCUAAAGGAGGUCUCACUCAUGAAGCGCCUACGGCAUCCAAAUAUUGUACUCUUGAUGGGUGCAGUUAUUCAACCCCCUAAGUUAUCAAUUGUAACAGAGUAUUUAUCUAGAGGCAGUUUGUAUGAACUUCUGCACAUGCCCAAUGUUGGAUCAUCACUUAGUGAGAGGUGUCGCUUAAAAAUGGCUUAUGAUGUGGCAAGCGGAAUGAAUUAUCUUCAUCAAAUGAGACCCCCCAUUGUUCAUAGAGAUUUGAAGUCUCCAAAUCUUUUGGUUGAUGAUUCAUACACUGUUAAGGUAUGUGACUUUGGUCUUUCACGCACAAAGGCAAACACAUUUCUUUCUUCUAAAACCGCAGCUGGGACUCCUGAAUGGAUGGCACCCGAAGUCAUCAGAGGAGAACUGUCAAACGAAAAGUGUGAUGUAUUCAGCUUUGGUGUAAUUUUGUGGGAACUAGUCACCCUUCAACAACCAUGGAGACAUUUAAAUCCUUCACAGGUUAUUUGCUUCUCCCCAGUGCUUUUGAUUUAG